AUGCAACCAUCUGUGAAAUCACGAGCUCAAGGUGCUAUCUGGGGCGUCUGCGUCGCCGAUGCCCUCGGCGGUCCAGUUCAAUUCAAAGACCCAGGAACAUUCGAGCCAAUCACGAGCUUGAGAUAUGUCGCUCCUUUCGAACAACCAGCCGGGUCCUAUUCUGACGACGGGUCCAUGACGCUGGCGCUAGCGACCUCGUUUUUCAAAUCCAACAUGCAAUACAACCAUGAGCUGUCAAUCCAACACUACGUCCAAUGGAUGACCGAAGGUCGUUUCAGCACUACCAAUUAUCCAUGGGACAUGGGACGAGCAACCCGCACUGCGCUGAAAAUUUGGAGGAACUUUGGAUUGCGGGAUCUGAGAUUUGGCCAGGCUUCCAUUGACGCACAGCUGGACCGGGAGGAAAGUUCGGGAAAUGGAAGUCUCAUGAGGAUCGUUCCUAUCGGAGUAUGUUACUGGCGAGACGUUGAGAUGGCGAAGAAAUGUGCCAGAGAGCAGAGUCGGGUCACUCAUCCAGCGCUUCCGUGUGUAGAGGCCUGUGAGGCAUAUACGGAGUUGGUGGCUGGGGCCAUGAAUGGCAAGACAAAAGAGCAACUCUUUAAGACGGUUUCUGCUUUCUCGUUCACACACCCUGCUCUCAGACGCCGUAUAUUGCGAUACAGAUCGAUUGACGAUUGGAGGGCGAUGAAUCCCGCUGAUAUGACGAGUAGUGGAUGGGUCGUUGAUACCCUUGAAUGUGCCUUGUGGGGAUUCUUCAAAUAUGACUCGUGGAAGGAGGGUGCCUUAGCUGUCGUCAAUCUGGGUGGUGAUUCCGACACCGCCGGAGCCAUCUACGGUGGCCUUGCAGGGUGUUUCUAUGGGCUUGCAUCCAUCCCCAACGAAUGGGUGAAUGGAAUGCAAAAACAAGGGUUCAUCCGGGGAGUUGCAGAGUGUUUCUCCACGCAACUUGAAGCAGUGUCAAGUACAUAA
Penicillium olsonii is the source of this 969-nucleotide messenger RNA. The record is from the annotation of a GenBank genome assembly. Lineage: Eukaryota; Fungi; Ascomycota; Eurotiomycetes; Eurotiales; Aspergillaceae.